Messenger RNA from Lottia gigantea (owl limpet), 1276 nucleotides. RefSeq lists its product as hypothetical. The record is from RefSeq and is a predicted model, not a curated record. Gene Ontology annotation, biological process: trans, trans-farnesyl diphosphate biosynthetic process. NCBI's taxonomy places the organism in Eukaryota, Metazoa, Mollusca, Gastropoda, Lottiidae. Gene Ontology annotation, cellular component: cytoplasm. The coding region runs from base 203 to 1276 and encodes 357 amino acids. Gene Ontology annotation, molecular function: (2E,6E)-farnesyl diphosphate synthase activity; dimethylallyltranstransferase activity. The transcript is spliced from 9 exons.
UGAAAUAAGACCAAUAGGUUAAAUAUCGUAACUGAUUCAGACGUAUACAAAAUAACGGUGCCUGAAUACUGGGAACGAUAAACUAAGACGCAAAGAAUUUACGCAAUAGAGGAAGAGACGGAGACUGAGAGAGGCAAGAAAAUCACAGAGAACUGAGGAUUCUGAGAAAGAGAAGGAGAGGGUCUAUAUACAAAUUAGAAGGAUGGCUGUUAAUGGAACAAAUGAAGAAACUAAGAAAUCCAGAAGUGUUAUAGAACUUGAAAAAUUUGAUGCUCUAUUCCCCAGUCUAGUUGAAGAUAUUAAGAAUAUCGGAAUGAAAGAUGCUCAUGUUGCUUUGGUUAUGGAUAAAAUGCAAGAGGUGAUCGAGUAUAAUGUACCAUUUGGUAAGAAAAAUAGGGGAAUGGCAGUGGUAUUAUCAUUCUAUCAACUAGCUCAGAAUCCUACAGAUGAUGAUAUCAGGAGAGCUAGAAUUCUAGGCUGGUGUAUUGAGUUUUUUCAGGCAUUUUCCCUAAUGGUAGAUGAUAUGUUAGAUUCUUCUAUUACUAGACGAUGUAAACCUUGUUGGUAUAAAAGGGAGAAUGUAGGGCUACUAGCUAUCAAUGAUUCCUACUUUCUAGAAUCUGCCAUGUACUUUCUUCUUAAAAAACACUUCCGAGAUCAACCAUAUUAUGUUCAUUUAUUAGAAUUAUUUCAUGAUAUUACUCAAUUAACUGUGACUGGAGAAUGUUUAGAUUUAAUAACAUCCAGACCAGAAAGUAAAAUAGAUUUUACUAAUUUUACCAUAGAUAGGUAUAAUACUAUAGUUAAAUGGAAAACAGCUUAUUAUUCCUUUUAUUUACCAGUUGCCAUGGCAAUGUAUAUGGCUGGAAUAUCCGAUGAUGAAUCACACAACACUGCCAAAAGUAUUUUAUUAAAAAUGGGCCAUUUCUUUCAAGUACAGGAUGACUACCUGGAUUGUUUUGGUGCACCAGAAGUUAUAGGUAAAAUAGGUACUGAUAUACAAGAUAAUAAAUGUAGCUGGCUGGUCGUUCAAGCAUUACAAAGAGUCACUCCAGAACAAAGACAAGUUUUACAGGAAAAUUAUGCUCAAAAUGAUGAAGAAAAAAUAGAAAAAGUGAAAAAACUAUAUCGUGAUUUAAAUUUAUCACAAGUUUAUCAGGAUUAUGAAGAAAAAAGUUAUCAAGAAUUAAUGAAUUUAAUAGAAAAAUCUAGUGGAAAUUUACCUAAACAAAUGUUUAUAGCUUUUGCUAUGAAAAUAUACAAGAGGAAGAAGUAA